This is a messenger RNA of Silurus meridionalis, 984 nucleotides long. It is a transcript of the gene taar11, whose product is annotated as trace amine-associated receptor 11. Gene Ontology annotation, cellular component: membrane. NCBI's taxonomy places the organism in Eukaryota, Metazoa, Chordata, Actinopteri, Siluriformes, Siluridae. Gene Ontology annotation, molecular function: trace-amine receptor activity. The transcript has a single exon. Gene Ontology annotation, biological process: G protein-coupled receptor signaling pathway. The record is from RefSeq and is a predicted model, not a curated record. The coding region runs from base 10 to 984 and encodes 324 amino acids.
UCUCUAAAGAUGAACUCAAACCUGUCUGCUGCUCUGUGUUACGAGUCUCUAAACAACUCGUGUCCUCGGAUCGUGUACCUGCUCUCCUUACGCAUUUCUUUUUACUUCCUCUUCACCACCAUCAUCAUCCUCACUGUGAGCGGAAACCUGUUAGUCAUCUUUGUCAUCUUGCUUUCCCAGAAUCCUCUUCCGGCACCUACCAAUCACAUGAUUCUGUCGCUGUCCGUCGCUGGGGUUCUGAUCGGAGGAUUGGUGUUGCCGAACAGCAUGGUGCGCUCUAUCGAAACCUGCUGGUACUUUGGCCAGAUAUUAUGUGAAAUUCACACUACAGUUGAUAUUGUCUUAUGCAACACCACCGUGUGGCAUCUUACCUUCAUCUCUGUUGAUCGUUACUUGGCCAUUUUUCAUCCUCUGCACUAUCGAAACCUGAUGACCAACAAAACUGGCAUGGCCAUGAUCAGUUCCAGCUGGAGUCUGGCAUUAGUGUUUGGAUUUGUCAUCGUCAUCUCAAACCCACAAGUCAAGAUCAGGGGUGAUUUAUACAAAUUUUGUGAGGGAGGAUGUUUUUCUUUGCAUGCCAGAGAAAUUGGGGUGGAAUAUUCAAUCAUAUUUUACUUUAUCCCUGUAUGCACUAUAAUCACUGUCUACAGCAGGAUAUUUUUUGUAGCACAAAGGCACGCUAAAGUGAUUCAUAGCUACAAUAAAGGUCCAAAACCUUCUGCACCGUUGACAGUUAAAAAUCUCAAAGCUACCAAGACCCUCGCUGUAGUUGUUGGGACCUUCCUUUUUUGCUGGACACCAUUUUUUAUGUGCAAUCUUAUCGACCCACUAAUAGGCCAUUCGAUUAACACGCUUUUGUAUGAAUCUUUUAUGUGGGUCGCAUACUUAAAUGCGAUGUUUAAUCCUUUAAUAUAUGUGUUAUUUUAUAGCUGGUUCAGAAAAACGGCAAGAGUCCUGCUGAGCAAACUGUUCCUGCAGAUUUAA